UGUCAAAGAAGAAAUGGCGGUGAAUGCUUGGAUUAAAUUUUUAAGUUAACUUUACAAGUCAUUAAAUCACUAAAAAUGCAUAUAAAACAGGUGAUUAUUCAGGGUUUUAAAAGUUAUCGUGAACAAAUAGUUGUGGAACCUUUUGAUAAAAGGCAUAAUGUAGUCGUUGGGCGUAAUGGUUCUGGAAAAAGUAACUUCUUUCAUGCAAUUCAGUUUGUACUGAGUGAUGAAUUUUCACAUCUUAGACCAGAACAGCGACUUGCUCUUCUCCAUGAAGGCACCGGACCCAGGGUGAUAUCUGCCUUUGUGGAAAUCAUAUUUGACAAUUCUGAUAAUAGAAUACCGAUUGAAAAAGAUGAAAUAUUUUUACGCCGAGUUAUUGGUUCAAAGAAAGAUCAAUUUUUCCUUAAUAAGAAAGUGGUACCUCGCUCUGAAGUACUAAAUCUUUUGGAAAGUGCUGGACUCUCCAAUUCAAAUCCAUACUACAUUGUCAAACAAGGAAAGAUUAAUCAAAUGGCAGUAGCUCCAGACUCACAUAGACUGAAGCUACUAAGAGAAGUUGCUGGAACUAGAGUGUAUGAUGAAAGACGUGAGGAGUCUGUUACUAUACUCAAAGAAACUGUUGGCAAGGUUGAGAAAAUCAAUGAUUUUCUGCAAACAAUUGAAGAGAGAUUAAAAACACUUGAGGAGGAGAAGGAAGAACUCAAGGAAUACCAGAAGUGGGAUCGGGCUAGACGUGUUUUAGAAUUCAUCAUCCACGACACUGAGCAUAGAGAAAACAAACGCAAAUUGGAAGAUUUAGAGAAAAUGCGUGCGAACAGUGGCAAAGAGCAACAGCAUUAUGCGGAUAUGGUGCGUGAAGCUCAAGACCAUGUGAGGGAAUCUAACAGGAAACUAAAAGACGCUCGUAAAGACGUGGCCGCGACACGGGAAGAGAAAGAUAUAUUAUCGACUGAACAACAGCAACUGCUGAGGGAGAAGACCAAGCUUGAACUGGCAAUAAAAGACCUCACUGACGAUGUUGAUGGAGAUAAUAAAUCCAAGGAAAGAGCAGAGGCUGAACUGGAACGUCUUCGUCAACAAAUAUCCGAAAAGGAACGUGAAUUGGAAGAGCUUAAACCUAAAUAUGAAGAGAUGAAGGCACGCGAGGAGGAAUGUACCAGAGCGUUGGCAUUGAACCAACAGAAGAGACAAGAGUUGUACGCUAAACAAGGGAGAGGCACGCAGUUCACGUCCAAGCAAGAUAGGGAUCGUUGGAUCGAGAAGGAACUUAAAUCCCUUAAUAAACAGAUUAAGGACAAAAAAGAUCACGAGAACAAAUUACGAGAAGACCUACGUCGGGAUGCGACAAAAUUGACAGAGUUGGAGAAACGUAUAGAGGAGAUGACGAAAGAAAUGGAACGGCAGCGAGUGGCUAUCGACGAACACAACAAACAGUACUAUGAAUGCAAGAAGCGGAAGGACCAGGAACAAAGUUCUAGAAAUGAAUUAUGGCGCAAAGAAACAACAUUGACACAGAACCUGUCAUCACUGAAGGAAGAUUUGGCAAAGGCUGAUCAAGCGUUACGUUCAAUGGCUGGCAAGCCUAUAUUAAACGGUAGGGACAGUGUGCGAAAAGUUUUAGAAACAUUCCAAGAGAGGGGCGGAGAUUGGGCCAAAAUAGCUACGCAGUACUAUGGACCCGUCAUAGAGAACUUCACCUGUGACAAGACCAUUUAUACUGCGGUCGAGGUUACAGCCGGUAAUCGACUCUUCCACCACAUAGUGGAGUCAGACACAGUGGGCACAAAGAUUCUAAAGGAGAUGAACCGUCAGAGCUUACCAGGAGAAGUUACCUUCAUGCCACUUAACCGUCUCCAAGUAAGGGAUAUGGUGUAUCCCAACGACAAUAAUGCAAUAGCCAUGGUACAGAAGCUUAAAUAUGAUCCCAAAUACGCUAAAGCAAUGAAGUACAUUUUUGGAAAAACACUCAUCUGCAGGAAUCUAGAGUGCGCUACUGAGCUGGGCAAACAGUUCCACUUGGACUGUGUCACAUUAGAAGGAGAUCAAGUGUCUUCAAAAGGUUCCCUGACAGGAGGUUAUUUCAACCAAUCGCGUUCACGUCUUGAAAUGCAAAAGACCAGAUCGGAGUUGAUGGAACAAAUCACCACCUUAGAUGAGGAGUUGAACACACUACGGCAGGAGUUGAACAAGACUGAGACGAGUAUUAACACUAUUGUGUCAGAAAUGCAGCGGACAGAAACGAAACAGGGAAAGGCCAAGGACAUAUUUGACAAAGUAAAAGCAGAUAUACGUCUGAUGAAAGAAGAAUUAGCAUCCAUAGAAAGGUUCAGGGGGCCGAAAGAACGAUCGUUAGCGCAGUGUCGCUCCAGCUUAGAGGCGAUGCAGGCCACGAAAGAGGGACUGGAGUCUGAACUGCAUCAGGAACUAAUGGAACAACUGUCGACUGCAGAUCAAGGGAAGGUAGACGAAUUGAACGAUGCUAUUCGGAGACUGACUCAGGAAAACAAGGAGGCCUUCAGUCAGAGAAUGAAUCUCGAAGCGACUAAAAAUAAACUUGAAAAUCUUCUUACGAAUAAUCUUAUACGACGCAAGGACGAGCUCGUGCAGGCGCUGCAGGAGAUAUCGGUGGAGGACCGCAAGCGACGCCUCUCCAACAGCAAGGCCGACCUCGCCGCCGCCGAGAAGCGCAUCCGACAGAUCAACCGCGAGCUCGAGGACACCGAGCGCGCCGUGCAGGCCGCCGUGCGCAACGAGAAGGCGCUCAAGGUGGAGCUCGACAAGUGGCGCACCAAGGAAAAAGAAGCGCAAGAUAAAAUGGAAGAAGAUGCAAAGGGAUUGGAAAAAAUGGCUUCGAAAGAAGUGCUACUGCAAGAGAAAAUUCAAGAGUCCUUAGACAAAAUAGCUGCUCUCGGCACCUUGCCUAAUGCGCCCGAGUUACACUCGAAAUACCAGAAGAUGUCUUUGAAACAGUUAUUCAAAGAACUAGAGAAAGCGAACCAGCACCUCAAGAAAUACAAUCACGUUAACAAAAAGGCUUUGGACCAGUUUAUAAGCUUUUCGGAACAAAAGGAAAAACUAUACAAGCGGAAAGAAGAACUUGAUAUCGGUGGAGAAAAAAUUCGCGAAUUGAUUGAAACACUGGAGCACAGGAAACUCGAAGCCAUACAGUUCACAUUCAAGCAAGUUAGCAAAAAUUUUACAGAAGUGUUCAAGAAGUUGGUACCUCAAGGUCGAGGGAGUCUUAUAAUGAGGGUCGCGCCGGAUGAGGGACAAGACACCAACCCCGACCGCGCCAACGCGGACCCGUUCACCGGCGUCGGCAUCAAGGUGUCGUUCACGGGCGGCGACGGCGACAUGCGCGAGAUGAACCAGCUGUCGGGCGGGCAGAAGUCGCUGGUGGCGCUGGCGCUCAUCUUCGCCAUCCAGAAGUGCGACCCGGCGCCCUUCUACCUGUUCGACGAGAUCGACCAGGCGCUGGACGCGCAGCACCGCAAGGCCAUCGCCAACAUGAUCCACGAGCUGUCCACGUCGGCGCAGUUCAUCACCACGACGUUCCGGCCCGAGCUGCUCGAGCACGCGCACAAGUUCUACGGCGUCAAGUUCCGCAACAAGGUCUCGCACGUCGAGUGCGUCACCAUCGACGAGGCGCGCGACUUCGUGGAGGACAGCGCCACGCACGCCUAGAUUAAUCACCGGGCGCUGAUGAAAUGUCGUGGACGACCUCACUCUAUCCCGAAUAAGAGAAUACUGUUUGAAUCGAUAUCGCGAACUAUUAAAUAGCCUUUAUUCAAUUUGAUUAAAAAGAGUAAUCAUAAAAGAAAAUAUGAAGUAUGAAAAUAAUUAUUUUCGUUAUUGGAAAGUUUACAUAUUCAUUCAAUGAAAAUUAUAUUAAUAGUAACGUAUUCUGUGAAAGCAUUUAUUUAAAAUGUGUAAAUAAAUUAAAAAAAAAAGCAACGAAAAUAUUAUUUUGACAACGUUACUUUCUGUUUAAGUUCGCGAAGCUUCGGUUGUGAUCAAGCUUAUAUUAUUUUUGCUAAAAUAAUUCUUCGUCUUACUUAAAAGUGCGGGAACAUUUUUUGUUAAAUAUUUUAGUUUUGUAUUUGAUAUUUUUUAUCCGAAAAUCGGUUCAGCUUAUCACAUUCUUCAUUUCUCUCGGUUCGGUUGACGUUAUCUUUAUCUGUAUUGUGUAAGUUUUCGAUUUUUAUUUAAGAUUAUUAAAUAUAUUGACAUAUUUGUAAUAUUAGAUUUU
Molecule: messenger RNA, 4252 nt
Organism: Vanessa atalanta (red admiral)
Lineage: Eukaryota; Metazoa; Arthropoda; Insecta; Lepidoptera; Nymphalidae
Gene: SMC3
Product: structural maintenance of chromosomes protein 3
Exons: 23
Coding region: 76-3687 (1203 amino acids)
Biological process (GO): mitotic sister chromatid cohesion
Cellular component (GO): chromosome
Molecular function (GO): protein binding; ATP binding; ATP hydrolysis activity
Source: RefSeq, a predicted model, not a curated record